Spirodela intermedia is the source of this 3613-nucleotide messenger RNA. Lineage: Eukaryota; Viridiplantae; Streptophyta; Magnoliopsida; Alismatales; Araceae. The record is from the annotation of a GenBank genome assembly.
AUGUCUUCUCUCCGUGACCUCCUUACCCAGGACGGCUUCCACCGCCACAGACCAACCAGUGCCGGCGAGUCCCGCCGCCGCGUCCGGCGGCCGUCGCCAUCCUCCAGGACCGAGUCGGCGGCGACGACGGUAGCCUCCUCAGACGCGCCGACGACCAGCUCCUUCCUCUGCCGGGACCGCAAGAGCGUCGACAUCUCCGCCGGCCGCCUCCGGCCCCAUGGCUCCCCCGCCGUCUCCUCCAGUAAAACCACCACCGGCUCCGCCAAAGGGUCCAACCUCCCUCCGCCCUCCUGCGGCGGCGACACUGCAGCGAUCUCCGUCCUCUCCGGCUUCGUCGGGCGGUUCUCCGAUGACCCAGCCUUCAGGCGGCGGAUCCACGAGAGGUGCUCCGUCUGCCUGGCGGCGCGCAGGAGGGACUCGGCCCACGCCGCCCUCGUCAACCUGGACAUGGCCAUCGCCACCGUCGAGAGGCUGGCGGAGAAGCAGGCCCACCGCCACCACCGCUCUCUGAGGAACUGCGCCAAAUUGCUGGACCUCGUCGCCUCCCUCAACUCCCCCAAGCUGAGGGCCGGCUGUUCCUGCGGUGUCCCCAACCUGCACCUCGCCGCCGUCGCCAACCUCUACCUCGCCGUCGUGCACAAGAUGCGCGGGGACGACGGCGGCGCCGCUGGGCACCUACUGCAGAUCUUCUGCGACGUGCCACACCUCGCGAGGAAGAGCCUCCUUCCCGAGCUCUGGGAGAACUUCUUCCUCCCCCACCUGGUCCAGCUCGAGGUCUGGUUCCACACAGAGAGGGAGGCCCUGCAGAGCGCCGCCGGGGGGGAGGGAGAACGGAGGAAGUGGCUCUACAGGGCGUACAGCGAUCAGAUGGACUUGGGCACCAUGCAGCUAGCUAUCCACUACAAGCAAUGCAUCCAGAGCGGAGAUUUAUCUUUGGCGGCGCCGCCAGUGCCGCUGCCGCCGGCGGCGGGGGCGGCGGCGGCAGCGGCAGCGGCGGGGAGUUACCACGCCGGGUCGGGGAAGAGAUCGGUCUCUGUGCCCCCGAGUUCACUCGCCCAGAACCCGUAUGUUGUACAUACGCUACUGCUGAUUCUGAUUCUACCCAAAAGUGGAUCCAAGCGAUUCGGAAUUCCUCACAUGUGGCCAUCUCUUUGUAGACAGGGGGACGUGGCAUUCCUUCGGACUCGAGCCGCUGUCGGGGAAUCUGAGCCUGCGCCUCGGAAGACGAACCCGUUUGGAUUCCUCUCAUGCCGAAGCGAUGCAAGCGGGGGCGACCUGAAACACGGGGUUCCAGGGAAAUCGAAUCCAAACGGAGGUCCCGCUUCCCGCAGGGCGACCCCGGAGAAGCCGCGCAGUUCUGGGAACUCGAUUCCCAGAGCCCCAUUGCUCGACCUCGAUCGGGCCAUCUCCUCCAUCUCCACCUCCAACAAUCUCGGAGAAUGCGAGCUCGCCGUGGGAGUGAUCUCCAAGGUGUGGAUCGAAUUCCAUGGCGACCCUGCCGUGGCGGCGGCGCUCUCCACGGCGCCGGUGGUGGAGGGGCUUCUGGAGGUGCUGUUCGCCUCCAACGACGAGGCGAUCUCGGAGCUCGCCAUGGCCGUUCUGGCGGAGCUGGUGGCGAGGAGCGAGGUCAACAGGAAGGUCGUUCUGCGCGCAGAUCCGCAGCUGGAGACCUUCCUCAAGCUCUUCAGGACGCGCGGCCUCUUCCUCAAGGCGGCCGUUCUCCUCUACCUGUUGAGGCCUAGGGCAAAGCAUAUGCCGUCGCCGGACUGGAUCCCCCUCGUUCUGAGGGUUCUGGAGCACGGCGAACAGCGGCAGAAGUUAUUUUCUGUUCAGUACCGCCCCAGCUCGGCGGCGUUCUACUUCCUCGACCAGCUCCUCCGGGGUUUCGAUGUCGAUCGAAACACCGAGAACGCGAAGCAGGUCGUGGCGCUGGGGGGAUUAGGGAUGCUGCUGCGAAGGUUCGAGGAAGGGGAUGAUCGCCAGAUGUACAGCGCAACGCACCUCCUGGUGACCUGCGUUAGGGCAGAGGAGAGCUGCAUGGAGUUCCUGGCGGAGAGGAUGAAGAAGGCUUCGGUGAUGGAGCUCCUGACCGGGAACCGUGCGAAGUCCAGGGAGUGUGCUCUGUCCUUGCUGGUAGAGCUCAUCUCCCUCUGUAGGUACGUCCUUUGCCGGCACUCCCUCUCGUCUAGGUCGCUUCAUUCUUGAAAUACAGAAGUAAUGGGUGGUGAUUAACCAGGAGGACACAAGUGAGAUCGUUCCUGGAUGAUCUGAAGAACGAGGGCUGCUUGAACGCGAUGCACAUCUUGCUGGUGUAUCUUCAACAAGCGCCGGCGGAGCAGCGGCCCCUGGCAGCAGCCAUCCUCCUGCAGAUCGAUCUCCUGGUAACAAAUACCCUUCUGAAUCUGAUCGCAUUAGCCUUGCGUGACGACUGCUUAGAACCCGAGCAAGGACGAGGAAACGUCUUCUGAUCCUUGUAGAGCUUCUGGAAAUGCUCGAUCAUGUCGCAGGGAGAUCCGCUGCAGUACAGCGUCCACAGAGAAGAAGCCAUCGACGCCCUCGUAGAAGCCAUGGACCGCAGCUCGAGAAGGAAGGUCCAGGAAAGCUGCAGCAGAGCACUGUGCCUUCUCUGUGGCCGGUUCUCCAGAAACGGGGAAGCUUCCAUGGAGGCAUGGCUGCUCAGAAAAGCUGGUCUCGAUAACCCCUCCGCGGACUCCUCCGGUGGGAAAGAGGUCAUGGCGGAUGAAAUCACAAGCCUGGUAUGCUCCCUUUCUUCAUCGUUCGCUCCACCUGCUUCUGGUUGAUCUUUGAUCGGACCCGGCGGCUUCCUCCCCCAUCGAGUUUUUCACACGAUUCGUUUCAAAAAUCUUACUGUCAUCAUCUUCUUCUUCUCCGAAGAACUGAGCCCGACGACGUCGGAUUUCAACGCGCAGGACGAAGAGGAAGCUGCCAUGGAAGACUGGCGAAGAAGGUUCAGCAGCAUCUUGCUUCACAGGGGGAGCGAGAGAUUCUCAGCCUCUCUCUCCAAUUGUCUGGCGCAUGGAAUCCCAUCCUUGGCAAGAUCCUCUCUCUCAAUGGUGGCGUGGAUGAGCAUCUCGGUUUCGCCGUCGCCCGGCAGGGGGGCCCUCUGGGCCUCGGCAUGGUCGCCUCUGAUACCCAGCUUGCUGGACUGCCUGAGCUGCGAUCGAGCCGUCGAAGAAAGGGUUCUGGCUGCCUUCUCCCUCCGAAACCUCACCAGAAACUCAGGUACGGACUCCACCCAGAAUAAUAGGCGUUGACCACGACUGCCCAAGGAUCGAACAACCUCGACUAUCGGAGUCAACGACGAGCUUCUUCUCACUGAUCUCCCCCCUCUGUUUCUCGCAGAAUGCCUCCCAAAGCUUCUGCCUUUGGACCGGCAAUCUGUUUCCCUGCUGCAUGAUCUCGCGGAGGUGACCUGGACUGCGAGAGAAAUCAUCCUGGCUGCUGCAGCUGAUCCAAUAACGAGGCCGACGAAUGUAAGAAGAACCUAAACGCAGCAGGAUCCGACGUACGAGCAGAGUCCUUGCCUCCAGUCAUGAUGGACACUGUGAUCCACUCAGACGGCGACUUGUGCUUGGUGAUCACCCCCUAUUGA